Messenger RNA from Ixodes scapularis (black-legged tick), 1686 nucleotides. RefSeq lists its product as uncharacterized. Lineage: Eukaryota; Metazoa; Arthropoda; Arachnida; Ixodida; Ixodidae. The coding region runs from base 1 to 945 and encodes 314 amino acids. The transcript has a single exon. The record is from RefSeq and is a predicted model, not a curated record.
AUGCUUGUCCUACAUUCCGCUGAUACAUUAAAACUUGUCUUGUUACGCUCCGGUGACGUCGAGGCGAAUCCGGGACCUAUGUCUAUCGAUCAGGCCAAGCAGUUUAACGACAUGUUCAAACUCUUGCAAGAUGUAAAUGAACGUACGGUCAAGAAUGACCAAGGCCAAGCUAGCCUAAUUAAGUCUAUUAACGAGUUAAAAAGUAAGCAAGAAUCCGUCGAACUAAAGGUUACCGACAUCCAAAAUCGGCUCGAAGGCGUUGAGUGCAAAGUAGCAACUUUCGAUGCAACCCGGGAAGAACUCUUGGCUGCCGAGGGAUUAAUGCAGUCUGUUAUUAAGGACAACCAAAGACUGCACGAGCGCCUGAACGAUAUUGAGGACCGCUCAAGAAGGAGCAAUAUUAUCUUUCACGGUAUUGAAGAUUCCACCUCUGAAUCUUGGGAACAGUCUAAAGUAAAAAUAUUAGAUAGGUUAUCUACUUCACUUAUUCUGCAAGUUUCUGACGAAUGCGUUGAACGUGCUCACAGGCUUGGCUCGUACGCAGUCGGAGGAUGCAGGCCACUGAUUGUCAAGUUCUCUUCUUUCAAAACAAAACAAACAAUUUUGCAAUCACGACCUAAGCUUAAAGCCUGCGGCAUAACGGCUAAUGAAGAUUUUUCUCCGGCUACGCGCCUAGCAAGACAGAAACUUUUUGAUUUUGGAAGAUUACAAAAGAGCGUCUUCCAACUGCGCUACAAUAAGCUUUACGUGAACAAUAAAUGUUUCAUGUAUGAAAAUGCGAACGACAGGGUGUAUGAAGUUGGAAAUGACAGAAGGCCGGGCAAGAGCAAUUCAAAUACAAGAAGCCCUGGAGGCGAUAAUAAUCAACCUUCCUCAUCGUUGCAAAAUAACGUGGCACCAAACUUAAAUGCCCGCGCAGCAUCUGCCCGAUCUGCCUUGCCCUAACAUAGUGCGAGGGGUAGUGGUUCUUCUUUCGCGCCCGAAAUAAUUACUGUUCUGUUUACUAAUAUCCGAAGUGUCAUGCGAAAUCGCGAUGAUCUAUGCUCUGCCAUUGACUCCACCGGGGCUGAUGUUGUAGUUUUGACAGAAACGUGGCUCUCUAGCAAAAUUCAUGAUAACGAAAUCCUAACUACUAACAAACGGUUCAAAAUUUAUCGCACUGAUAGGGAAGCUCGCCAAGGCGGAGGUGUGUUGAUUGCAGUCGCCGAACAUAUAGAUUCCCUUCAUUUGAAUGUUGCAAGUGAUCUCGAAACAGUCUUUGUUUGCCUUUCCGUGAAUCACAAAAAAUAUAUCUUGGGUGCCUGUUACCGCCCUCCCUCAAGUGACGAUAGCUUUCUGAACAAACUUCAUGACGUAAUCAGUACAGUGACUUUGCGAUCUCCCUCACCAAACGUCAUCCUUCUGGGUGAUUUUAACUAUCCAAAUAUUGUGUGGUCGGCGGAAACAGCUUACUCAAGUCCUUUUUCGUCUGACAGUGACAAAUUCCUCAAUUUAUGUUCGGACUACAAUUUCUCUCAGCUAGUGUCUCGCCCCACCAGAAUUACGCCCUCCUGUGCCUCAGUGCUAGAUCUUGUAUUGUCAACCUUCGCCGACCUUGUUUCUCCUAUUACCUAUCUGCCUGGUUUUAGUGAUCAUUUAUUGCUGCAUUUCACCUUAAAUAUAACCACAAGUCAUUCCCCGAAAAUA